Messenger RNA from Protopolystoma xenopodis, 864 nucleotides. Lineage: Eukaryota; Metazoa; Platyhelminthes; Monogenea; Polystomatidea; Polystomatidae. The record is from the annotation of a GenBank genome assembly.
CUUUUCCACGAGGGAUACCAGCCAACACACACAGGAUCAUCAUCCCAGUACCAUGGGAAUGUCAACUUGAAAGAUGAGAGGAAUGCGCUAUUUACGAUUCAAAGGGAAAAAAGGGAGACGGUCCAUCCUCCCACCAGCGGUUACGACUUGGGCCAGAUACAGAUCCCCAAUAUGGGUGGGGAUGAGGGAGAGGAUUAUCGAGUCAUGGCUUUGAAGCCUAGGGAGAAGAAUGUUCCUAGGCCCUGGCAUGUACAUGAGUGGCCUCGCAUGCCACUGGCUGCUGAGCCAGUUCCAGAGGCAGCGCUCCGACCCGGACCCACUCCUCAUACUAGCGUCGGACCAGUGGAAACAAUUAGGAAGUCACAGCCUACUUACGAUAUUAGCAAUGGUCAGCACUCAGUGGCUAGUUCACCAAUGCCUUCAGCCCCUAGGAGUUCUGGGCAGAUUCAUUCGAGUCAGGGCCUUGUAGUGAUUCCAAGGCGACAAACGUACAGCAGCUGGCAGCAAAAUCAGCAGCAACAACAGCAGUAUCAAGUACUGAACCCACAAGAUUUGACGCGUAGCCGUCUUGAGGAUGAAGAUGGGAUGAGAACAAGUUUUCACGAGUGUAAGUCUAGCUCGAGUCAUAUGGGGCUGGUUACAAUUAAGUGGUCUGCAAGUUCUAUACUGGGCAGCAUACCUGCCAAAAACCAAUACGUUAAAGUGAUGGAGAUAUGCCAUAGGGCCGGAAUAAGUGAGCCAUCUGAGCAAGCACAAAUAAAUGAUUGGUACGAGGAACAUUCUAAUCUUUAUUGGAGCAUUCUUGUCGACGCAGUACUCGAGGCAACCUUCUUCGGUUUGGUUGAAAACAAGAUACAUUUUUAA